This is a messenger RNA of Caenorhabditis bovis, 264 nucleotides long. The record is from the annotation of a GenBank genome assembly. Lineage: Eukaryota; Metazoa; Nematoda; Chromadorea; Rhabditida; Rhabditidae.
AUGCACCAAUUGAUUGGUAUCGGUUUGCUUAUUGGCGUCGUCGCCGUCGCGAUGGGACCCGCGUUUCCGAUUCUCGGCAUUUUCGAGAAGAACUUUCCCGAAUUGCCCGAAAUUGAAUCGUUCUAUGACGUCAAUCAAAUAUCGAUGUACAUUUUGAAGGCGAUUUCGUGUUUUGUUCUCGCUGCCGCCUCGAUGGUCCUUUACACCGAUAUUGUUGGUCCGACGACGAUUCGCGCGAUUGCGUCGAUACUAACGAAAAUUUAA